Messenger RNA from Wyeomyia smithii (pitcher-plant mosquito), 253 nucleotides. RefSeq names its product ubiquinol-cytochrome-c reductase complex assembly factor 6 (gene sloth2). Gene Ontology annotation, cellular component: mitochondrion. The transcript has a single exon. The record is from RefSeq and is a predicted model, not a curated record. Lineage: Eukaryota; Metazoa; Arthropoda; Insecta; Diptera; Culicidae. Gene Ontology annotation, biological process: mitochondrial respiratory chain complex III assembly. The coding region runs from base 1 to 204 and encodes 67 amino acids.
AUGCCUGCCGGUGUAUCAACCAAGGAGUAUGUGAAGUUCAUGGCAGCAGCUUUACUGUCGAUGUUUGCCGGCUCGCAGGUCGUUCAUACUUACUAUAAACCGCUGCAGGAUCUCACCAGUUAUGUGGAACAGGAAAUAAAGAGUCAACAUUUGACGGAUGUGAGCCAACCCAAGGUGCAAAACAACAAUGGUGGAUUGAAAUAGAAAUAUAUUAAUUCCAGUUUGUAUAAUAUAGUUUAAUGCAGCUCUCCAA